Xiphias gladius (swordfish) is the source of this 724-nucleotide messenger RNA. RefSeq names its product histone-lysine N-methyltransferase PRDM16-like. The record is from RefSeq and is a predicted model, not a curated record. Bases 146 to 724 code for a protein of 192 amino acids. The transcript is spliced from 4 exons. Lineage: Eukaryota; Metazoa; Chordata; Actinopteri; Istiophoriformes; Xiphiidae.
AUAGGCCUGCCAGACACCCCCUGCGCUCUCCUUGUAUCUCUGUCACACAUACACAGUCGCACCUGGUUAAUUGGUAACCAGUGUUUAUGGGUAGCCGGGAACUUGUAGUUCGACUACGCUGUAGCGAGAAGACUCAUGAGACAAUAUGUCGGCUUUUGAUGACAGUGAGCCAGCGGACAGCAUGUACGACACAGAGGCUGACCUCCCGGGUUUAGCGGCCGGCAGCGGAGGUGGUGCUGACAGUCCAGAAGACGAUGGAGAGGAUGGCAUCAUCAACAUGUCCCCCCUGCCCUCACCGACUCCUUCCCAUCCAAACAACCACCACCACCACCUGCUGCACCCCCACAUCUACGCCACCCACCACCACCACCUCCUCCUCCACAACAACAGCAACAGCAGCAGCAAUGACCAGGACUUCACUACACCCAAGGAGGGCUCGCCCUAUGAGGCGCCUGUCUACAUUCCUGAUGACAUUCCCAUUCCCAGCGAACUGGAGCUGCGGGAGUCCUCUGUGCCUGGUGCCGGCCUUGGCGUAUGGGCCAAGACCCACAUUGGUGCUGGCGAGAGGUUUGGUCUGCACAACAUGCUGCAUCAUGGAGCCACGGGCAAAGACAGCUCCUUUGGAUGGGAGAUGAUGAAUGACCAUGAAGAAGCCUCCCCUGACAGCUGCGUCAAAAAGAUCUCCAGGGAGGCGGUUAUAGAGAUAAUGAGCGAAGAAGAAUGA